GCGACGCACAGUGGGGCCGCUACCCUCAAACUGUACCGAUAUUUCAAUAAAAUAAAGUGAUUACAGAGUACCCUUAUUAUAUCACUUAUUAAGAUAACUAACCGAGGUAUCAAUCGACAGUAUUGAAACGUCUCAUUACGAACUUAGUUUGUUAUAAAAGAGAAGUAAACAUCCGUAUAUUGUCGAUAAGAUAUUUAGCGCUCGUAAUUUACGUGCAAUUAAGUGCGAUUUCUCACUAAAUUGAAUUAUUUUUGGUGUUAUUUAGACAUGGAACCUUCAUCCUCAGGAACGUCUAAUAAAUUGUUAUUUAUUACAAGAAAAGAACUUAUAAGCAUAAUGAAUAGUUCUGGGGAGAAUAGUUUAGAACAACGAUACAUGCAUUUAAUUAAAGAGCUUGAAAAACGAAUUGGUUGUGACUUCGAGUAUAUGAAAAAGAAAUUGAGUGCUUUCAAGUCUCAAUACAAAUCAAGAUGGGCAAAAGCGAGUAGAACUGAAAACAAAUUUAGUAUUAAUAACAAAGAAUGGCUUGAGACAUCAAUUUCUUUUCCACGCACUAAGUCCACACUUAAACGCGGCCGACCCGUUACCUCUUUUGAGAAUUCUUCGGAUAACAGCAAACGUGCUAAAACCAAGCAGUUGCGUGAAUCAAUGACAUCCAAAGAAUUAGUUUAUGCUGCUUGUAUGAGUUUAAGAUCUGAAGGUCAAGUGCAAGCUUCAAAAGUUAUUAAAGAUAUUUCUAAACAUCCAGAACAAGCCAAGGCUUAUAAAGAAGCUUAUCAGAAAUCCUUGAAGCCGCAAGAGUUAGUGUCAGCUGAAGAUGCUUUAUCUGAUAUGAUAGAAGCAAAGCUUUCCCGUGAGGCGUACAAUGUGAUUCGACGAAGAGCUCCGGAAAAAUUCCCUUCAUAUAAAUUAGUUCAGGCUGCUAAAAAGCUAUGUUACCCUCAUGACAUUACCGUAACUGAAACUAGUGCUUCUGUCAAGCUACAAUCUCUUUUAGAUCACACUUCUAUGCGAUUAUGUCAAACAUUGAUUCCUGUCAUCAAUACCCUGAAUGACGACCUCGACCGGUGCAAUGAAAUAUGUCUAGUAUCUAAAUGGGGAUUUGACGGGUCUUCCGGUCAUAGCUCUUAUAAGCAAGCAUUUCAAGACUCUGCAGCUACCGAUUCAGCUGUAUUUAUUACAUGUCUGGUACCGCUAAGAUUGGUAGCUAAUGAUAUCGUCAUAUGGCAAAACCCAAGUCCUGCGUCAACAAGAUAUUGUAGGCCAAUAAAAAUUGAAUUUCAGAAGGAAUCUGUUGAUGUGUCUAUUCAAGAAAACCGUGAAAUAGAAAACCAAAUAUCAAAUCUUCGUGAAAGUACUGUAAAUAUUGAGAACAAAACAUUAAAAAUUCGUUACGAAUUAAUUUUAUCUAUGGUGGACGGGAAGGUGUGUAAUGCCCUGACAGAAACCACAUCAACCAUGAAAUGCUUUUUAUGCGGUGCAACAUCAAAACUUUUCAAUAACAUAGAUGAAAUGGUUAAAAGGGAUGUGAAUACCGAUAAUUUGAGAUUUGGUCUUUCUAUUUUGCACGGUUGGAUUCGAUGCUUCGAAUGUCUACUACAUUUAGCAUACAAGCUGCCCAUAGCAAGAUGGCAAGCUCGUGGGAAGGACGACAAGCAAAUCGUUUCAGAAAAUAAAACUCGCAUACAAACAGAGUUUAGAAAAAAGUGUGGCCUUAUUGUAGACAAACCCAAACCUGGUUUUGGAAAUAGCAACGAUGGCAAUACAGCCAGGCGUUUUUUUCAAAAUCCAGAGCUAUCCGCAGAAAUUACUCAUAUAGACAUUGACUUAAUUAAAAAGAUGCACAUAAUUUUGAUCACUAUAUCAAGUGGAUUUGACAUAGAUAGUGAAAAGUACAGGUUGUUUGCGCUUAAUACUGCCAGAUAUUUCGUAUCUUUAUACCCAUGGUACAACAUGCCACCUACCUUACAUAAGUAUUUAAUUCAUGGGCCAGAAAUAAUAUCAUUUGCGACAUUGCCCAUAGGACAAUUGACAGAAGAGUCACAGGAGGCAAGAAAUAAGGACUUUAAGCGCUAUAGGGAGCACCAUUCUAGGAAAUGUAGUAGGCAGCAAUCGAACAGGGAUAUUUUUAACUUUUUUUUACUAAGUUCUGAUCCCGUUAUCACAAGUAAACAAAAACCGGUCAAAAACAAAGUUAAAAAUAUCCCUCAAGAAGCACUGUUCAUGUUAAAAGCUCCAUCUCCAAAUAAAUCAGUUGAUAAAGGUGCUGAUUAUGAUUAUGAUGAUGAUGACGAUGAUGACGAUGACGAUGACGGUGCCUUAACAUAUCUUUAAUAAUAACCCAAUAUUGUUCAUAACUACGAAUUUUGGAGGAUUUAAAUUUAUUUAGUUUAUUGAAAUAAUAAUAUGAUGUACCUUUUUAAAUAAAUAAAAAAUAUUAUCACCAAAAUUGAGUUAAUUUGAGUUUAUUUCUAGAAGAAGACACGUCUUUGAUAACAUCCGAUCCAUUUUAGAAGGUCUAACUGGUUUAGUUGAUUUGAUGGUACGAAUGAGGGUCUAUUGCCCCACCGUGCGACGCU
This is a messenger RNA of Amyelois transitella, 2579 nucleotides long. RefSeq lists its product as uncharacterized. The record is from RefSeq and is a predicted model, not a curated record. The transcript has 2 exons. Lineage: Eukaryota; Metazoa; Arthropoda; Insecta; Lepidoptera; Pyralidae. The coding region runs from base 268 to 2334 and encodes 688 amino acids.